This is a messenger RNA of Fomitopsis serialis, 627 nucleotides long. RefSeq lists its product as uncharacterized. The record is from RefSeq and is a predicted model, not a curated record. Lineage: Eukaryota; Fungi; Basidiomycota; Agaricomycetes; Polyporales; Fomitopsidaceae. The transcript has 4 exons. Bases 1 to 627 code for a protein of 208 amino acids.
AUGUCGCUCCCCACCGUUGAGCUCGUCGUCGGCCGUCUCAGGGACGGCGUGACCACCGCCCACCCCUCCUUCAAGAAGCUCCGAGACGCGUGCGUGAUCGGCGGGCUCCCCAAGCAGUCAAUGGCAUACGGCGUCGCCGUUGAGGACGCCCGGAUGUUCUACGGGAUCGUCCACUACGAGACGUUCGAGCCGAAGGACUUCCUCCCCAAGUGGCCCUCCGAUUUCUGCGACUACUCCAAGGAGAUCAAGGAGGUCAUGCACGAGGAGCCUGUCUGCUACUACAUGCCCCGCGACUCGUACGCUGACCUCUUCUCCACGACGACCACGGCGGCACCCAUUACCGAGAUCGUCCUCAUCGACCUGAAGGACAAAACACAAGUGGAGGAGUACAAGAAGGUACAACAGGCCAUCGUCGACGCGCAGAACAGAGAGCCCACCGCGCACGCGCCGUGGUUCUCCGUGAUCAAGAGCGACAAGGGCGUGUGGACCGGCCUCGUCUUCAUCGGCUGGGACUCCAAGCAGGCGCACGAGGCGUGGGCGGCGAAGAACGCCGCGCUGGUGCAGCCCUUGAGAGAGAUCGCCGUGAACGCGACGCUCGUGCACGUCGCACUGACGAACCACGCGUGA